CUUUAUGAAGGGAACCGGGUCAUGUUAGAGAGCAGUUCACUGUGCGGGGGCUUGUGGAAACGGAUUGCGCAUUUGCCACCCAGACGCCUGCACAUCUGUGCGUCUGUGCCAGCACCGGACCGUCUCCACGUCCAUGGAUAAAAAGGAUCCAAAGGCAGCAGGAUGGUUGUUGCGGGAACGAGUAAUGGAACCUUCAGUAGCAACAUGAGAUCGUCGUUUGUGAUCGAAGACAAAGCUGCUGGCGGAGACCCCGGAGGCUCCACCAACAGGAUGAUCUCGGAGGCUCUGAAGAUUGCGCAGGACGCCGUAGAAGCUGCAGCAGCAGCGGCAGCAGCAGCAGCCACGUCUCCGUCCACCUCCAGCCAGCAGCUGGUCAGCAUGGACACGAACGGGACGCGGUGCGGCGAGCAAAUCCUGAGCUACGGCCGGGUGGAGAAAGUUCUGAUCGGAGGCGUCCUCACCAUGCUCACCCUGUCCACCAUCUGCGGGAACCUGCUGGUGGUCAUCUCCGUGUGCUUCGUCAAGAAGCUGCGCCAGCCCUCCAACUACCUGAUCGUGUCUCUGGCCGUGGCCGACCUGUCGGUGGCUCUGGCCGUGAUGCCGUUCGUCAGCAUCACGGACCUGAUCGGGGGUCAGUGGAUAUUCGGACAGUUCUUCUGUAACGUUUUUAUCGCCAUGGACGUGAUGUGCUGCACCGCGUCCAUCAUGACUCUGUGCGUAAUCAGCAUCGACAGGUAUUUGGGCAUCACAAAGCCGCUGACUUAUCCUGUUCGCCAAAACGGUUGCUGCAUGGCCAAGAUGAUCCUGUCGGUGUGGCUCCUCUCUGCCUCCAUCACGCUUCCUCCACUCUUUGGCUGGGCGCAGAACGUCAACGACGGCAGAGUCUGUCUCAUCAGUCAGGACUUUGGCUACACCGUCUACUCCACAGCGGUGGCCUUCUACAUCCCCAUGUCCGUGAUGCUGAUUAUGUACUACAGGAUCUAUCGCGCAGCCAAACUCAGCGCGGCAAAGCACACCAUCACGGGCUUCCCAAGGGAAGGGGAGCAUGGAACAGUGGCGGCUCCUCAAAGAGGAGGACGAGGAGGGCAGGAGGUGCAGCUGGGAGAAUCGGGGGAAACUGGAAGUGUUGAAGGGACGGAGGUGGUGCCGGAGGCCGAGGAAGAGGAGGUGAGCUUGGACUGCGUGUCGGCGGCUCUGAAGCUCCAGCGUGAGGUGGAAGAAGAAUGCAGCAAUCGUGUCUCUCGCCUCUUGAAGACCGGUGAGCACUAUCAGCGGCGAAAGAGAAAAAACCAGUCCAUCUUCAAACGGGAGCAGAAAGCGGCGGCCACCCUGGGCAUUGUGGUUGGAGCCUUCACUUUCUGCUGGCUGCCGUUUUUCCUGGUGUCCACUGCCAGGCCGUUCGUGUGUGGUGUGGAGUGCAGUUGCGUUCCCCUCUGGCUUGAAAGAACCCUGUUGUGGCUCGGUUAUGCCAACUCCCUCAUUAAUCCCUUCAUUUACGCUUUUUUCAAUCGUGAUCUGAGGACGACCUACAGUAACCUCCUGCGGUGUCGCUACAGGAACAUCAAUCGGAAGCUGUCGGCGGCCGGCAUGCAUGAAGCCCUCAAACUGGUGGAGAAGCCAGACACUGAUGCCUAAACCACUUGAUGAAGUGCCCAGUGGAGCUGAAUCCAGACUGGUUCUGGUUCAUGCAGUGAUUACCGAGGCAGGAAAAAUGCCUGCCUCAUGUGGCGCACACUGGCACAGAUUAGCCAAACCGUGUUUGGAGAAAAAUGGCGCAGACUGCUACUGAAUCAUUACUGUCCCCACGGUGAAGUGCAAUGACUGACAGGACAGUUGCUACCUUGGUGUAGACAAAACCAGUUUCUAG
This is a messenger RNA of Thalassophryne amazonica, 1867 nucleotides long. RefSeq names its product 5-hydroxytryptamine receptor 7-like. Lineage: Eukaryota; Metazoa; Chordata; Actinopteri; Batrachoidiformes; Batrachoididae. Gene Ontology annotation, biological process: adenylate cyclase-activating adrenergic receptor signaling pathway; smooth muscle contraction; chemical synaptic transmission. Gene Ontology annotation, molecular function: G protein-coupled serotonin receptor activity. The record is from RefSeq and is a predicted model, not a curated record. The transcript has 2 exons. Gene Ontology annotation, cellular component: membrane. The coding region runs from base 163 to 1635 and encodes 490 amino acids.